Zingiber officinale is the source of this 1471-nucleotide messenger RNA. Its product is annotated as protein trichome birefringence-like 19. Gene Ontology annotation, cellular component: Golgi apparatus. The record is from RefSeq and is a predicted model, not a curated record. The transcript is spliced from 2 exons. NCBI's taxonomy places the organism in Eukaryota, Viridiplantae, Streptophyta, Magnoliopsida, Zingiberales, Zingiberaceae. Bases 105 to 1334 code for a protein of 409 amino acids. Gene Ontology annotation, molecular function: O-acetyltransferase activity.
AAGCAAAGAACUCAUCAGAUCUCACUUGCCCAAUAAAUUUUCAAAUCACUUUCUCUGCAGCGUUCAGCCGAUCUCCAUCUCAUCGCCUCCCGGCAAACCCUUCCAUGGAGCCUCAUCACCCCAUUGAUCUCUCCUUUUGCGGCCACACCAAGCCCAGGCUCUAUCUCCUCUCCUCCUCCUUCUUCCUCCUCCUCCUCCUCCUCUUCGUCCUCGCCCUCAUCUCCUCCUCCAAGCAGCCUUCUUUCCCUUCCUUCGACUACCCUCAUUCUUCCGCCAGGUUGCCGGCGGGCUGCGACAUCUCCCGCGGCGAGUGGGUUCCGGAUCCGGCCGCGCCGUACUACACCAACCUCACCUGCUCGCUGAUCCAGGAGCACCAGAACUGCAUGAAGUAUGGGAGGCCAGACAGGGACUUCUUGAAGUGGCGGUGGAAGCCGGCGGCGUGCGAUCUGCCCGCCUUCGACGCGGCGCGCUUCCUCGAUCUCGUGAGGGGAAAGUCGAUGGCGUUCAUUGGCGACUCUUUGGCUAGAAACCACAUGCAGUCCUUGAUGUGCCUCUUGUCCAAGGUGGAGUUCCCUGAAGACCUCAACUCAACAGAUAACUACUUCAAACGCAUGUUCUACGCCAACUACAAUUUCACCCUAUCGAGUUUCUGGUCCCGAUUUCUAGUUAAAGCUGAGGAGGUAGAUUCAGACGGCCCUAACCACACUGGCCUGUGGAACCUCUACCUCGACGAAGUCGAUGACAGUUGGGCUUCCGAAAUCGACCAGUUCGACUACGUGAUAGUAUCCGAUGGCAUCUGGUUCUCACAUCCCACAUUCUUCUACGAGAAGAGAGAGCUCGUCGGCUGCCACUUUUGCCUCGUCGACAACGUCACCGAUCUCCCAAUUUGGUACUCCUAUAGAUCGGCGCUCCGGACGACUCUCCGCAGCCUCAUCGACAUGGACGGAUUCAAAGGCAAAAUAUUUCUACGAACAAUUUCGCCGUCUCAUUUCGAGAAGGGGGAGUGGAACAAGGGAGGGGACUGCGUGCGGAGGCAACCAUUUAAGAAAAACGAGGCGAGAUUAGAGGGAAGAGAUCUGGACUUCCACCAGAUUCAGAUAGAGGAGUUCAGGGAAGCCGAGAGGGUUGGCAGGGAGAAAGGAGCGAAGCUGAAGUUGUUGGAUGCGACGGGGGCCAUGUUGCUGAGGGCCGACGGGCACCCGAGCCGAUUUGGGCAUUGGGCGCACGAGAACGUGACGCUGUAUAAUGAUUGCGUGCACUGGUGUCUGCCUGGACCUGUCGAUUUAUGGAGCAACUUUUUGUUUGCGAUGAUGCUGGACGAUCGAGUAGAUUGAAGCCGAAGAGAUCGAUCGAGCUUUUGUAAUUCUGAUGAUAUCAUUUAAGUCUCUCUUCUCGACUUGGGUACAAACGCUUUUCGGAUGAUGGUUGUUCGGAUUUGCCCAAUUGAAUGAAGUUCUUUCUUUUAUGGGAA